Messenger RNA from Durotheca rogersii, 1008 nucleotides. Its product is annotated as S-adenosyl-L-methionine-dependent methyltransferase. NCBI's taxonomy places the organism in Eukaryota, Fungi, Ascomycota, Sordariomycetes, Xylariales, Xylariaceae. Gene Ontology annotation, molecular function: methyltransferase activity. The coding region runs from base 1 to 1008 and encodes 335 amino acids. The transcript is spliced from 4 exons. The record is from RefSeq and is a predicted model, not a curated record.
AUGGCCGAGCCAUCAGAAUCGUACUCGUGCCCUUCAGGCACGUUCUCCGCCGACUCUAUGUCGAUGUCUGAGGACGUGCGCGACUACGUCUUCGAGAACUCGCGCCGCUACCACAAGUACAAUGAGGGACGCUAUCACUUUCCCAACGACGACGCCGAGCAGGAGCGCGAGGACCUGCAGCACGCCAUGGCCAUGCUGCUCUGCGACGGCAAGCUGCAUUACGCUCCCCUCAAGAAUCCCCGGUCCAUCCUCGACGUUGGCACCGGAACCGGCAUCUGGGCUAUAGAGAUGGGUGACAUGUAUCCCAACGCAGAAGUGCUAGGCGUAGAUCUCAGCCCGAUACAACCCCUGUGGGUGCCCGAGAACGUGCAAUUUCUCGUCGACAACGUGGAGGAGGAGUGGCUCCAGCCGCCGAACUCGUUGGAUUAUAUCCACGCGCGGCAGAUGGCGCCGACGAUUCGGGACUGGCCCGGAGUUAUCGCCGAAGCGUAUAAGGCGUUGAAGCCAGGCGGAUGGCUCGAGCUGCAGGACCUGAAGUGCGUGACGAUGUGCGACGACGGCACGAUGGCGGAGGACGACAUCUGCGCCCUGUACGCGCGGACCCUGACGGCGGCGUUAGGGCAGCUGGGGAUCCGCAGCCACGACGUGUCGCGGUACGCCGAGUUCCUGCGGGACGCGGGGUUCGUGAACGUGGAGGAGAAGAUGCUGAAGGUGCCGAUCGGGACGUGGCCGCGCGACCCGCAACAGGCGAAAGUAGGCCUGUUCAGCCAGCACAUGAUCUACGACGGCCUGCACGGCUUCAGCAUCCGUCCCUUCACCCACGGCCUCGGCUGGACCCCCGAAGAGGUCGAGGUCUUCCUCGUCGACGUCCGAAAGGCCCUGCUCAGCUCCGCCGCGCACAUCUACCUCCCUUUCUACUUCGUCUACGGCCAGAAGCCUCCCGCAGAUGCUGCUGCGACCGCCGCCGUGGCAAACAACGCGACCUCGACGACCACGGCGAAUCCUUGA